This is a messenger RNA of Drosophila eugracilis, 1163 nucleotides long. It is a transcript of the gene PpY-55A, whose product is annotated as serine/threonine-protein phosphatase PP-Y. Gene Ontology annotation, molecular function: protein serine/threonine phosphatase activity. The record is from RefSeq and is a predicted model, not a curated record. NCBI's taxonomy places the organism in Eukaryota, Metazoa, Arthropoda, Insecta, Diptera, Drosophilidae. Gene Ontology annotation, cellular component: cytoplasm; nucleus. The transcript has a single exon. The coding region runs from base 100 to 1080 and encodes 326 amino acids.
AGUCGGCUAAAAUUUCGUUUUAGAAAAACGCAAAUAUUUUUUUUUUCUACAAAAAUCAGUAAAUUUUUGUUAUUUCAUGACACCUAAGCACCCAAAAACAUGGCUAUUAUAACCUCUGAAGAAGUAGAUUACAUCAUAAAAGAGCUAACAUCCCUCAAUGGAAAGGAUUCCAAACUAACUGAAAAUCUAAUCGAAAGACUCAUCCAGAUGGCCCGCGGUGUAAUCAUGGGCCAACCCAUGCUCCUAGAGUUGGCGGCCCCUGUGAAAAUCUGCGGUGAUGUCCAUGGCCAGUUUACGGAUCUCUUGCGCAUUUUCCAGGCAUGUGGAUUUCCUCCCAGAGCCAACUAUUUGUUUCUCGGCGAUUACGUGGACCGGGGUAAGCAGUCCCUUGAAACGAUCUGUCUACUCUUCGCCUAUAAGGUAAAGUAUCCCAUGAACUUCUUUCUGCUCCGUGGAAAUCACGAGUGUGCUGGCAUAAAUCGGAUAUACGGAUUUUAUGACGAGGUUAAACGUAGGCAUUCAGUUCGUUUGUGGCGGAGUUUCAUCGAUUGCUUUGACUGGCUUCCGGUGGCUGCUGUGGUGGGUGAGCGCAUCUUCUGCUGUCACGGUGGCCUGAGUCCAUCUCUUAGGAGAUUGGAACAAAUCCGGCAGCUUCGACGACCAACCGAUGUUCCGGAUGAGGGGGUCCUCUGCGAUCUCCUCUGGACAGAUCUCAAUCACACCACCCAGGGCUGGGGCUACAAUGAUCGAGGUGUAAGCUACACCUUCGAUGAGGUCAUUGUAAGGGAUUUCCUGAAAGCCCAUGACUUGGACAUAAUGGUUCGUGCCCAUGAGGUUGUGGAGGAUGGUUAUGAGUUCUUUGCCAAUCGCCAGCUGGUCACCAUAUUAUCAGCACCCAAUUACUGCGGUCUGAUGAACAACGCUGGCGCGGUGAUGAGUGUGUCCGAGGACCUGCUCUGCUCUUUUGUCAUCAUUCAACCGCGUAGUAAAUUUGAAGGGUCCGAAAUCGAUGGCCCAAAUGGAUGUGGAAGUGUUUUAAGGGAAAGAGAACUGUCCUGCAACCCGAAUGAAUCGGAAUAAGUAUCUAGAAAUAUCUUUUCUUUAAUUGGAAUUAAAUUAAAAGUGAUUUGUAUUUUUAAAUAUAAAAAUAAAACAAAUAAAAC